Messenger RNA from Vollenhovia emeryi, 2125 nucleotides. Its product is annotated as IQ and ubiquitin-like domain-containing protein. NCBI's taxonomy places the organism in Eukaryota, Metazoa, Arthropoda, Insecta, Hymenoptera, Formicidae. Gene Ontology annotation, cellular component: acrosomal vesicle; motile cilium. Bases 458 to 2125 code for a protein of 555 amino acids. The transcript is spliced from 6 exons. Gene Ontology annotation, biological process: cilium assembly. The record is from RefSeq and is a predicted model, not a curated record.
AAAAGUAUUCCUGCGGUAUUGUUUUUCUUCGUAAAAAAUGUCAAUUUUUAUGUUUGCUGAUAUACUGUAAUUGAAUAAAGUUUCAUUUAACUGCUUUUAAAAAAAAUAAAACUAAUGAAGCGCUAUACCUACAAAGAAAAUGUACAAUAAAUUUUUUCUUACAUAUCAACAUUAAUGUUAAUAUAUUAGUACAUUAUGUUAAUGUAUUUCGUUAUAUAUUAACUUAAUCUAUGUUAGUAAAACGAACAUGUCAUAUUUGAAAUCCAGUAAAUGUAACAUAUGUAUAUGCGAUUAGAAUCUUAAUGUAAAAAAGUUUCUCUAGAGGAGUUAGGAUGUGUAUGAUGCCAAGUAUGUUUAUAAAAUUUCCUAUAUCGAUAUAAAUAAAGAAAAAACAAUUUACUAUUGAUAUAAAAGAGGAAAAAAGUAACUACUAUUCAUUGCAAUCUUGUCGGUUGGAAUGGAAAAGCAAAGGAUCCUCAAGCCUUAUCUGGGUGGAUGGCGACAUAAAAUUACCGGAGUAGAAUAUGUAAAUGCAACUUCGCAGACCGGACCUUUGUCAAAGCGAGGACCGCGGACGAAUAUAUGUAGCAGAGCAGUGCAAUGUGCGCAAACGAAUGAUGGAGCGACACAGUCCCUGCGUCAUCGUGCAACGCAAAUGUGGCGAGAUGACUAUUAUGUACCCAACGAGGCGGAUAAAUACAAGACUGUAAAGUCUUAUGAGAGCUACGUCGACAUGCACUUACGACUCAAUUUAGAUCGGCACGCGCGUAUAAUUCAGAGAAAUUACCGAGCAUACAGGUGGAGGAAAUACAUCAAGGAAUGCGCGCUAGCUUAUCGCGACAUGCUUGAGAAAUGUAAAAGCUAUGAAGAAGAAAAAGCUAUUGCAAACAAAUUGCGGCACAAGCAGAAUAUUCUUCGUCAAAUAUAUCCGCGAUCGAGAGCGGACUUUGACAUGCUUUACGGUCUGGUUGAAGAUUGGAGAACCGAUCGUUUGACGGACAUAAAAACGCGAUUGUUCAAGGCAGGCCAGCGUGCCGAGAAUUACAGGAUUUUAGAAAAGACGGUGGAGAUGUUUAAUCACAUCGAUAAACAUAAACAAGCGAUCAAGAGAUUACACCGGAAACAAAGGGCUCUCAGAUUUUUAACAGUGAAUUGCAAGCCAAUAAGAUGGCACGGUUACAAAGGAAAACUCGUGGAGAUGGUCACUGUGAAAAUUCAAAAGGCUCGGGAAUUCAAAGAAAUUUAUAACGCACUGGACAAUCGCGAUAUUAAUUCGGAGGAACGGAUGAAAUUAUUGAUAACAUUAAAAGAAUCGGUUGAGAUGCACAAUUGUGUCGAGGCACUUGACUUUUUGUCUUUGCUGGAUCAGGAGAUUGCGUUGUUAAAUCGAAAGAUUGAGGGCCUAUCGCUCGAUUAUUUAAACGAAAGAAUAACGCAUAGCUAUUUGAAUUUUGUGAGAAUGCAUGGAAUUUGCGGAUGUGUCACUGAGGAUUCUAAAGACAACGAAUUGCGCGAACCUUUAGAAACAGAAACUAAAUUUUGUCGGAGUUGUUUAAGGCUUCUCCCCAUUCGUACAUUUUUAUUACAUACCAGAAUGAAAAAGCUAUCAAUUUGCAAGAGCUGCAGUUCUCUAAGUCGGCGUAAUAUUGCGCACGUGGAUUACGAUCCUUACACGUUUAUACUAAAUUGCGUGCGAGCUGAGGAAGAACGUCUGGGCAGCGCUUCUGCUUUGGCGUUUAUGAUGCAAGAGCAGGAUAUCUAUCACUUAAUCAAUCACAUUUGGCAAGGCCAAUCGGCAGUCAGUAAGACUAGAGAUCUUUUUAUUCUAAGAAUGGUCAGAUAUCAGAGGGAUGUCGAAUGGGCGCCUUGGAAUUGCAUUCUUCUGACGAAGGACGAAGCCGAUGUACAUUAUUACAUUAAUGAUUUCGCUACGAUAUAUUCGAAGCAUUUGAUAAGUCAAAUUGAUUUGAGACAUCGGAUUGCAAAGAAUUAUUUUAAACAGCUGAUUAUUUUCGAAAAAGAUUUCCGGGAGUCUUGCCGCUUCUCAGAGAUUCAGAAUGGGAUAAAGUAUAAACCACCAGUAACUGUGGAGAAUUACGACCCAUCUAAAAAAUACAAACUAUGA